This is a messenger RNA of Cydia strobilella, 1516 nucleotides long. RefSeq names its product mesoderm induction early response protein 1. Gene Ontology annotation, cellular component: nucleoplasm. Bases 210 to 1397 code for a protein of 395 amino acids. Gene Ontology annotation, biological process: negative regulation of transcription by RNA polymerase II. The record is from RefSeq and is a predicted model, not a curated record. Lineage: Eukaryota; Metazoa; Arthropoda; Insecta; Lepidoptera; Tortricidae. The transcript has a single exon. Gene Ontology annotation, molecular function: transcription corepressor activity; histone deacetylase binding.
GCAACAUUUAGUGUCAGCCAUGGACGAUUUCGUGUCAAAAUAUUUUUGUUUGGUUUAUAGUAUUUCGCAUUAAAAUUCGCAUUAAAUGUUAUUCUCUUGGUAUUUUAUUCGCUUGAGUAGUCUAAUUUAUGAGACAGCUGUAGAAUUUAGCGAGAAUGUUAUUGUGAUGUGAUCUUCGGCGGCCCUGCUGGUCUGUGGUGGCUGUAGUCAUGACCGAUUGCGCGCUGGUGACCAGUGUAAGCGAACACGAUGCCAGUAUGGACGUGGGGAGCGACAAGUCUCUCUUCGAGCCUACUGUUGAUAUGAUGGUGAAUGACUUCGACGACGAGCGCACGUUGGAGGAAGAGGAAGCGUUGGCGGCAGGGGAGCAACAGGAUCCUAAGGCGGAGUUGAAUAGCCUGCAACGUGAAGGGGACAUGCCUUUGGACGAGUUGCUAGCCUUGUACGGCUUAGACAAAAAUAUGGACAAGCCAGCACCCGAACCUAUACCUGAGCCCAUUCCCGAAGAAGUAGAGAAGCCCGAGUCUGAAUUGCAGCAGUUGUACACAGAGACAACAAGCCCUGAGGCGACAAGAUGCCUGCGCUCCGGCUCCCGGCCCCCCUCAGAAGAAGAAGAAGACUAUGACUACAGCCCUGAUGAAGAUGAUUGGAAGAAAACUAUAAUGGUUGGUAGUGAUUUCCAAGCAGGCAUCCCAGAGGGCUUGUGUAGCUAUGAUGAUGCACUGCCAUAUGAAAAUGAGGAUAAGUUGCUCUGGAACCCUACUGUCCUAGAGGAAAAUGUUAUUGAAGAUUAUAUGAAGAAGAUUAAUGCAUUAAAUUGUGGCAGUGGAGUAGAAGCAGUGCCUAGAGGGAAGCAGCUACGGGAUGACGAAGAGGCCCUGUUCCUGUUGCAGCAGUGUGGUCACAAUGUGGAGGAGGCUCUCCGGCGACGGCGCAUCUCUGCCCAAACCCCAGCACAUGCCAGCUUGUGGUCUGAAGAAGAAUGCCGCAAUUUUGAAAAUGGCCUUAAAGCUCACGGUAAAGAUUUUCACCUGAUAAGGCAAAACAAAGUAAGGACUCGGUCUGUUGGUGAACUGGUACAGUUCUAUUACAUAUGGAAGAAGACAGAACGACAUGAUAUAUUUGCUAACAAAGCUAGGUUAGAGAAGAAAAAGUAUACGCUUCAUCCAGGACAUACGGAUUAUAUGGACAGGUUCUUAGAGGAGCAAGAAGCAACAGGUGGAACAGGUACCGUGCGUCCAGUAUCCCCAUCCCCCAUGAUGGUUUAUGCUCCAUCUUGUGAUGCCCAGCCUGACCCGCUGGCUUUAGGAGAGAAAGAAGUGUUCUCACAGUUGAGCCACUCUGCACCUCCGAGGACCAUGUCCACAGAAGAACAGGAACCAGACCAUGGCUCCUAAUAUUUGUAUGUAAAGGCAAGGCCACACUGUAUUUCUUUACAUGUACAAAGCAUGCUGAAUGCUAGCUUGAUUUAUUCAAUGCAAUUAGCAUAGUAAGUUGCAGUGACUUAUUGGGUUAG